Molecule: messenger RNA, 1230 nt
Organism: Saccoglossus kowalevskii
Lineage: Eukaryota; Metazoa; Hemichordata; Enteropneusta; Harrimaniidae
Product: pyruvate dehydrogenase E1 component subunit alpha, somatic form, mitochondrial-like
Biological process (GO): pyruvate decarboxylation to acetyl-CoA
Molecular function (GO): pyruvate dehydrogenase (acetyl-transferring) activity
Source: RefSeq, a predicted model, not a curated record
AUGAGUCAGGCAUGGCAACAGAUUGAAUGUUGUGGAUCAAAAUCCCACCCAUUGAGUGAAUGCAAACUACACUUUGGCUAUGACAAGUGUGACAGUGUUGUGAGUCCACGAGGCAGAUGGAAAGCUGCUCGUGAUAUGUGGAAAACAGCUGGUGUUAAUGGCUUUGUACUUGAACGUACAUUUCAUCGUGCAUCAGCAACACAUCAGGGUGGUCAAGCAUAUGGUACACAGUGUGCCACAUUCAGAGUCAAGGAAUGUCAUCUUCACAAGCUUCAGAAAGGACCAGCAACUGAUGUAUUAUUGAAUAGAGAUGAAGGACUGAAAUUCUACAAACAGAUGAAAACAAUUCGGAUGCUCGGAACGAUACUUUUUGAAUUAAAGAAGGAAAAGGAUCUGAUUUCUGGAACUGUUCAUACACAGACGGGACAGGAAGCUUGUUGCAUUGGAAUUAUAUCUGCACUUAAGCUGGAUGACCCAAUAGUGACAACUUACCGUGCGCAUGGUUAUGGUUACGCCAGGGGCAUGACGCUUCGAAGCAUCUUAGCGGAAAUAUCAGGUCGCACGACGGGAUGCGUAAAGGGAAAGGGAGGAUCAAUGCAUAUAGCUGCACCACGUGACUAUAACUUUUUCGGAGGUUUUACGAUUCUUGGAUCUCAGGGCCAGAUUUUCGAGGCAUUCAACAUAGCCUCGCUGUGGAACCUACCAGUGAUGUAUAUAUGCGAGAACAACAACUAUGCUAUUAGUACGCCUGUCAAACGUGCGUCAGCUUCAACGACGUUCUACACCCGGGGAGAUUUUGUUCCUGGAAUUCGCGCUGAUGGUAUGGAUGUGUUAGCCGUAAGAGAAGCAACUAAGUAUUGUGCAGAUUAUAUCAGGGAUAACCAGGGGCCAAUUAUACUUGUGCUUAUGACAUAUCGUUAUGUUGGUCACUCUGUUAACUUUCCGAGCACAGCAUUGUACAGGACAAAGGAAGAAGAGGAUAGAGUAAAAGCAACAAGUGAUGCUAUACAUAAUCUAAGAGACAAAUUAUUGACAUCUAAACUGGCAACCCUGCAGGAGUUAUCGAAAAUUGAUGCCGAUGUCAAAGAAGAAUUAUUCGAAGCAACAGAGUUAGCCAAAAAAGACCCAUUACCUGACAUCAGUGAAACAUACACUGAUGUCUACUGUGAUUCUUCUGGAAGUCCUAUUAAAGGGUGCGAUCCCUGGACUGCCUACAUAUAUCCUGACUAA